GUUGUGGUGGUCCUUGGAAAAGACCCUCCUCGCACGAGGCGGGAAUGCCACAGGGGACGCUCCCCUCUCCCCACCACUGCACGCCUUCCGUGCUGGGAAGUGCAGGCUUCAAAGACGCAAGACUUUUGCUUCAAAGGCUAGUUUAUUGCAGCGUCAGCUUCUGAUGUGGACGACAGACAGUACUCCACAAAAACUGUGUGCCUGCACUGACAACUCUUAAGACUCAUUAUGUCAAGGCGUUGUGUAGCUCUCUGGUUGUUCACUUGGGUAAUGCUAGUAGGUCAUUCUGAAUGCUGUUUUGUGGACUCUAUAAUUGCUGCAAGUAAUUUUAGCCACAUGCAUCAUUACAUCAAUACAUCAAACCUGGAUCAAAACUAUUGUGAAAGAAAACGAAAAGCAUCUAGUUUUGGUGGAUGGAGACUCUCCACAGAAAAGCUCACAGCGAUGCUUCCCAUUGAUUACAUUCAAGAGAAUUACGUUCGUGAAGUACGAGAGUCCAUUUUUUCAGUUGCUUAUCCUACUCCUUUUAAAUCCAGAGCACUCCUUGUAUCAGUUUCAAAGGAUGUUUUGGAAGAUAUUUUGGACCUUGACGUAUCUGUUUCAAGUACAGAGGAUUUUCUAUAUCUUGUCAGUGGCACAAAAAUUGUCUUGGGGUCUCUGCCCCUUGCCCACAGAUAUGGUGGUCAUCAGUUUGGUAGCUGGGCAGGUCAGUUGGGUGACGGAAGAGCCCACUUGAUUGGCGUUUAUACAAACAGGUUCGGUGAUAGAUGGGAACUACAGCUGAAAGGUUCAGGAAGAACACCAUAUUCUAGGAAUGGGGAUGGCCGAGCUGUGCUUCAUUCUUCUGUUCGAGAAUUUUUGGGGAGUGAGGCCAUGCACUAUCUUGGAAUUCCCACCAGCAGAGCAGCCAGUUUAGUUGUAAGUGAUGAUGAUGUUUGGAGAGAUCGUUUCUACAAUGGGAAUAUUAAGAAAGAAAGAGGUGCAAUAGUUCUGCGAGUUUCCAAAUCAUGGUUUCGAAUAGGAUCAUUGGAAAUUUUAGCUCAUUCUGGAGAACUGGAUUUAUUAAGGACGCUGGUAGACUUUGUCAUAGAUGAACACUUUCCAACAAUAGAUAUGAAUGAUUCGAACAGAUACCUGGCAUUUUUCUCUAGAGUCUUGUCUGAGACUGCAGACCUGAUUGCCAUGUGGAUGUCAGUAGGCUUUGCUCAUGGUGUGUGUAAUACAGACAACUUCAGCCUGUUAUCUAUAACUAUAGAUUAUGGCCCAUUUGGAUUUAUGGAUUCCUAUGACCCAGACUUUGUCCCAAACAUGUCGGAUGAUGAAAGGCGGUAUAAAAUAGGAAACCAGGCAAAUGUUGGAAUGUUUAAUCUGAACAAGCUGUUACAGGCUUUAAACCCUUUAUUGGAUCCCAGACAAAAGAAGCUUGCUUCUCAGAUACUUGAGGGAUACCCUGAGCAGUAUUAUAAAUGCUUUACACAACGAUUCAAAGCAAAAUUAGGUCUUUUGGGUGACAGUGAGGAUGAUAACUAUUUGAUUGCAUUCCUUCUAAAACUCAUGGAAGAUAAAAAAGCUGAUUUCACGAUGACUUUUCGGCAGCUCAGUGAGGUUUCAGAAGACCAGUUGAAGAAACUCAGCAUUCCUAAGGAAUUAUGGGCUCUGCAGGACAUGGCUAAACACAAAUUAUUCCCCAGCUGGGUGGCUAUGUACCUCUUGAGAUUAAACAGGAACCCAGGUGAUUCAGAUUCUGAACGAAGCAGAAGAAUGACCAUGGAUGCUAGGACUCAGAGAUCUAAAAACCAAAGUUCUGUCUAGUGCUACCAUUUAGCCUUCUAUAGCAUCACUGGAAACUUGGCCACCUGGGCAGGUACAUAAUCCAUUUUGCUUGUGGUGGCCCAAUUAUGUUUUCAGCCAGAUCACAUUUUGCUUUCAUGUUGCCUAUUGGUGAAGUGUGACUGCUCAUAUUUUAGCUGGGCAUACAUCUUCAAAAUGUCAUGGCGUUCCUUCCCAUUCUUACAAAGACCUUGGUGGAAUGCUCAGGUGGUCACUUUCCCAGAGACAAAAUGUAAUGCGAAUGGCAGAAAGAAGCAGCUCAUGUAAGUUGGCUCAUAGGAAGGAUGGAGUCAUAACUCAGUACAGAUCACAUGUCCUGCGUGUAUCACAUGCAAAGUGUACUUCUAAGGCUGACAUCCAGACCAUCAAAGCACAAGCACAUCUAGAAGGGAAGGUCAUCAAAAUUCAUCCCUCAUGCCUGAUUUGCUGGUGCUCAGUGCUGUAUUAGUAAAAAACUAUCAGCAGCGCUAGUGCUUCUUCUCACAUAGAGCUGAUGCUUUGUUAGUUUGGAUGUCAGCCUUGGAAGCAUUUGAGAAACAAGCUUUGAAAAGGGAAAACCUGCCUCAUUCUGCAAUAGCUAUGCUGCAGCUAUAUGUGCCUUUUAAUGCUGCUAACCAUAUGAGAUAGCAAAAAACAGAUUUGCCUUUCAUCACUAAGAUUUAUUAAUCUGCCCUGCUGGUCUUCAAGUAUAACAGUAUUUUAAGCAUGAUGAUAAGGACAUUAAUCUGGCAGACUUGUGGACUGUGGCUGGCAUUGAUCUCCCAUUUCAUAUUAGCAGCAUACAAUUAUUCCUGCAUUCAGCUUAACAUCAAUGUUUUAAGCACAUUUAUUUUUAGUAACAAUUGAUGGCUGAAAUUUUAAUCCACUUUUCUUGAUUCAAUGAUGAAGCUGCCUUUUCAAAUUUUAAUUUGCUAUUUUGUACUAUUUUAACUCUAUUUUAAAAGCCUUUUUUCUUGGCUUUCUUCCUCAUAAUUUUUAAAUUGUUCCAAAAUACCACGGAUGUACUGUACGUAUCAUCUUAUGUAUACACAUAUUUAAACAAAGUGGUCUUAUCUUCCUUGAUUAGCUUUGCAGAGUUCCAGAUUAUUUCACCAUAUUUACAUACCUUUAUUCUCAAGCACUCAAGGUGGCAUAUUUUAAUUAUAAGCCACUUCGAAGGCCCUUAUAAGAGGAAAAAGGACUAAAACUAUUAAUGUAGUACAUAUACAAUUUAUAAUAAUGGUUUACAAUUUAAAAUACAUGAUAAAAAAAGGAACAGGGAAUGAACAGAAACAUAAAUUCAGAUACCAACCUGUGUUCCCUAUAACAGGGAUUCCCAGAUGGUGUUGACUACAACUUCCAUAAUCCUCAGCCAAAGGCCACUGCAGCCAUGAAUGCUGGGAAUUGUAGUCGGCAACAUCUGAGAAUCCUCGUUACAGGAAACACUGAUACCAACUCAUUCAUGCUGUUACAUAAUGUGAGAUGACCUUCACAAGGAUGGAAUUUUAGAAGUAUGAAUGUCCCUAGCAUGAGCAGGGGCGUAGCUAGGGGAGACGGGUCCUGUGUUCAUCCCUCUCUUGGGCGGCCCCCGAGAGUGAGGGAGACAAUGAAGAAAAUAGGGAGGGAUGGAGCUGGAGGGCCCUCAGGAGCUGGGGGCCCAUGUUCUUUGAACACUUUCAUUCAAUUAUAGCUACGCCCCUGAGCAUGAGGCAUCUUGUUUGUGUUGGGAAUUCUCUCUAGUAGAGAAACCCUUUUUCAAUUAUAGCAGAGUGCACAGAGGCACAACACAGCGGAUUUAGUUAGGCAUGCGUGUAUGCUGAGAGUAAAGUAACUUGGAGCCAGUUCAUAGUUUCAAAUCAAUAUAUAAGACAUUGAUUAGAGAACUCCAUUCUAGAUAGGAAAGUGAGGAGUUAGGAUCUCUAAUCUAGCUAGCUAGCUGCAUGCAGAUAGAUUCUGCAUCUUCUCUGCACACAUGGUGCAGGGAGAGGAGCUUGCUUGCAUGUUGCAAGGUAGAAGGAACAGGAAGAGAAGAGAGAGGAAGUGUCCCUGAGAUUAGCAAUCUAUAUUCCAAAGGGAUAGUGUCAGAACAGUAGAGAAGGGAUGACCAAUGUCUUGACCCUCUAGCCCUCUGACUCACUAGUCUGUCCUCCAAUGGCUUUGAGACAAGAAACAGCACAAAGUCCUUAACUUCCAACAGUUUGUAUGUUAUAAUUAACUACCAUGUGGUUUAAGGUAGGACUUGCAAUCACAACCCACCUCUGCAGGGGUGAAGGGCCUAUUAGGUUGGCCCACCCAAGAAAGUUAUUGGAUCCAACAGGAUUCCAAGAAGUCUUGGAAGGGUUUAGAGUUGGUUCUGUCAAUGCUCCUUUUUAGGCUGUCAAUGUUUUCUUUUUAGGCUGUGUUCUUUGAAUACAUCUUCUUAGGUAGAACAAUGUUACCAGAGUUCCCCUAACUGGGAUUUCUGUUGUUGCUGCUUUUAACAGGAGGCCAAUUGAAACAAAAUGAACAUUUAGCCAGGGACACUUAUGCCAUAAAUUUCAAACUAGAAAUAACAGAACUGUGAAACACUGCUGAUUUAAUUUCUCAUAGCAUUCGCCCCAUAUUAAAUAAGAUAGGAUUUAAGUGAUGAAGCUGAUUUAACAAGUAAGAAUUCUUUUGGCUGUUAAUUAUAAAGGGGGAACUAGUUUGAUGCUGACAUCCCUACUUUAAUUGCAGAAGAAAAUUACAAGUCUUUCCAAUAUUAUCAUUCAUGCACUUGAUAAUUAAAGUCUUAAGUUUGUUUACAGGAAUUUUCAUGGAUCCCAUGAUUCAACCUAAACCCCCUUUUGGCUGAGCAUUUGUUGUUCUGGUGGAUAGAGAGUGGGUUAGUGAUUUGGCAGCUUCAUUUUCAGAUUCUGUCUGACUUUCACUUACUAAUCAGCUUACGGCAUGCUAGAGAGGAAACAUGGCUGCCGCCAUGUUCAUUGCCACAACGUUUGAUUGCGAUUCAAGAUGUUCUUCCCAGCCUUUUGUUUAUGUGGUCAUUCCUGACCAAUUUUCUCUGCAUGUUUUCAUUUAGAAGGAUUGAAAGGCAGCCAUCUUCCUGUUGCUACUUUUCUUCAUUUGACAAAUUUCCAAGGGAGGGAAAAGCUUUUACUUAUAAUAAGAGUGGGAAACCUGGGUGAUUUAAAAAGCAAUGCUAUAUAAGAAUCAUUUAACCAGAAAUGGAGUGGGGGGGUGUCUUUAAUAUGAAAUUCCUCCUAAUGUCCACCCUAAAUCUGUUUCCUUGUAAUUUUAAUCCAUUGGUCCUGCACUCAGGAGCAAUAGAGAACAGGUCUGCUCCUUCUUCUAUGUGACAGCUCUUCAGAUAUUUGAAGAUAGAUAUCUCUUCCCUUAGUCUUGUCUUCUCCAGGCUACUUUCAGUUUAGGUUGAAAAUAAACUAGGAUUAUAAUGCCAGACCCAGCUGAUCUUGGUUUCUUCUAACCAACUUGCUUGAAAUAGCUCCCUGCUAACUAAGCACAGGGGCAUCUUUCAAAGCGGUGAUUCUCUUGUAUUUAGCAGUGGGAAAACAACAGGCCCUAUCCAACCCAGUGCAGCAUCCCUCCGGUGGCUGCUGCUGGUGGCUGCCUUGUGUUUCUUUUUAGACUGUGAGCCUUUUGGAGGACAGGGAACCAUCUUGUAUUAUCAUUAUUCUUUUUCUGCAUAAACUGCUUUGAGAACAUUUUUGUUGAAAAGUGGUAUAUAAAUAAUAGUAGUCAGUAAGCGUAUUGCCACUUUUUACAUUUCAGAUUCAGGGAAAAAAAUGCAGGGGGGACCAUUACCACACACCUUUUGAGUAUCAUAUGUUAGCACUGGAAGUUAAACAUGGCAUCUAAUAGAGAAACUGUCUAUACUGCUGUAGAAGUCAUGCAUAUCACAUGUUAAGAUACUUGCUAAAACAGUUACAUUAUGAAACUUCUCUUUGCCAAGGGGAUUGACCCAAUAAUGUCCCUGUGGAAUGCUUGUGGGGUAGAGAAAAGUGCUUCUUGUUCUUAAAAAUAGAAUUUUGUGAAGAGAGUCAUCAUUAUCUUCUGCCCACUGCAACCUUUCUAUAGUCAAGGUUGCUGGCAGCUGAAGAAGACCACUUAAUGGAAUGGGUAGACACUCACGUGCAUGUUUUCACUGCAAAAAGCUCUGAAAAUGUGUGGUAUGACUCAUUCAGACAUUAAGUGUUGGGGUUUUCUGCAUAUUCCACAUGCUAGGGAAGUGGUCCUCUCCUCUCCAGCUGUAGGGGGGGUGGGGUGGGCUUUUUGCCCCAUGCUUUGGAAAGGAACGACGCAUGAGUUGGCUAGCCAUUGGCUGGAGGGCCGUUGGGGGGCAGGACUCGGACUGCUGAUGCUGCUUCCAGCCCGCCCCAAACUUAGUCCUUUCACAGGAAGCGAUCCCUCCCACCUAUCCCUGGCUAUAGUGUGGGCUUCUUCUGGUUGCCCUUUUGGGGACUGGGUAGGAGAUUUUUGACUUUUGAUAGAUUGGCUUUGUUCAGGGGGCUUUUUUUGCCUACCUCACACUUUAUGCCCUAGUUAGUUAAUUGGGUUGGUUUCCUUGGUCACAACAGCAGGUACAGUGCGGUUUCUUGGGUAAUUGAGUUCUGGUGAGCACCUUUUAGGCACGUGUUUGGUUUAAGGAGGAGUCUUUGCCAGUCCCUAGAGGCUUUCCAGCUCAGGAAGCGCUGGUUGAUGGCUAAUUCAACCAGCUCUGUGUAAACCGCCCUGAGCCAUUUUUGGAAGGACGGUAUAGAAAUCAAAUGAAAUAAAUAAAUAAAUAAAAUAAUUCCAACCUGCUAAUGGAAUCAACAACCUCUAAGGCUUUCCAGCAUGAGGAUGGUGAAUCCUACUGCAGGUGCCUGCACAUUAAGUGGGCUAAGAUGGGCAGCAGGUGGCCUUAGGCUGGAUGCUGCCUGGAGUGGAGGUGUCUCGCCCUAGGUACGGUUGGCUGAUACAUAAGCAGUGAGUCUUUGGGACUGCACUGUUGGGGUGCAGUGCCAGUCCUCUCUCUUCUUGUUAUUUGUAAUUAAUAACAUUGUGGCCCUAUUUGUAAUCCAUAAUGAUGUCUCGUGUCUUUAUUGUCCAGGUGCAAUACAGGUAUCCUUUAUCUUUUAUAUGCAAGGACAUUAUAGAGCUUUAGUGUUGGAAUCUAGAAAUGUAGUAUACAGCAUGGAUGUCAGAAAAGUUAAGCUGGGCAAAAGUAGUGCAAAAGGGCAAAUAGCCACAACAUUUUUCACAAAUGCAGAUCAGGGACCAAUUUAAAUACAAAUACUUAAACAGCUGCACUGACCGCUGAUUCCGGGCAAAAUACAAAGUGUUUGUUGAUUAUUACCUUUAAAGCCCUGAAUGGCUUAGGUCCAGAUUACCUUAGAAUGCCUUCUUCUCUAUGAUCCCCACCGCAUGUUGAGGUCAUCUGGAGAGGUCUGUUUCCAGCUGCCACCGGUGUGUCUGGUGGCGACUCGGGACUGGACCUUCUCUGUAGCUGCUCCUGGGUUGUGGAAUGCACUCCCCACAGAAAUUUAUGGUUUAGAAACAUAACUGGCCUUUAAGAGAGCCCUUAUAACUUAUUUUAUUGGUCUGGCCUUCCAGGGUUUUAAAAUUGCUUAAACUGUUUUAAACUGUGUUUGAAUUGUUUAGAUUUUAUAUGGCAUUAAAUUUAAUUUUUAAAUGAC
Messenger RNA from Hemicordylus capensis (graceful crag lizard), 7484 nucleotides. RefSeq names its product protein adenylyltransferase SelO-like. The transcript is spliced from 19 exons. The record is from RefSeq and is a predicted model, not a curated record. Bases 229 to 1812 code for a protein of 527 amino acids. NCBI's taxonomy places the organism in Eukaryota, Metazoa, Chordata, Lepidosauria, Squamata, Cordylidae.